CUCUUUACUCUGUUUCUCUCUCUCUCUCUGCUUCUUCUUGUGGAACAACCCUAAUAAUUUUUUAUACAUUUUCAAUAUCUCCUUGGAGAUCAUCUAACUUUCACUCUCUGGCAAUGCAUGAUCUUCGAUCUUGUAGCAGUGUGGAGAGCUGAAAUUCAGAAUCUUUGUUUUCCCCUGAGACUUAAUCUAAUUAGACAAGAAGAAUGCUGGAGACUGUGGAUAGCUCGGGAGUCGUUAAUGGAGGAUUUCGUCAAGUAAAGAGCUUUUGCGGAGACAGCAGCAGCGAAGAGGAGUUAACUGUUCUGCCACGUCAUACGAAAGUGGUGGUGACCGGAAACAACCGAACCAAAUCGGUGCUUGUUGGUCUUCAAGGUGUUGUCAAAAAAGCUGUCGGUCUUGGUGGUUGGCAUUGGCUGGUACUGACAAAUGGAAUAGAAGUAAAGUUGCAGAGGAAUGCACUAAGUGUCCUUGAAGCUCCUACUGGAAAUGAAGUAGACGAUGAUCUUGAUUUCGAAAAUACACUGAGGAAUGGUUCUGAUAUGAUUGUUUCUUUUCCAGCAUCCGAGGACACUCUGAAGCCUCAUAAGUCGAAGCUAAGAAGGCAGAGAUCAUCACGGUCAUCUCUCAAGACCCUGAGCAGGUCUUUAUCAUCUGAGUCACAAUCCAAAAGCUCUGCUUUUACUCCCCCUCAGAACAUGAUGAAGGUUGAUCUAAGCAAACUGGAAAUGCCUGCAUUGCUGAAAUAUUGGCAACAUUUCAACCUCGUGGAUGCAAUUCCAAAUCCAUCAAAGGAGCAACUAAUUGACAUUGUUCAGAGACACUUUAUGUCUCAGCAAAUGGAUGAGCUUCAAGUUAUUAUGGGGUUUGUCCAAGCAGCAAAGAGAAUGAAGAGAGCGUGCAAGUUGCAAUCCAAAGAAGCCAGAAACACCGAUCUUAACUGCAUCAGCUAAAAGAAACAAGCCCUGACUUUUAUAACAGUUCCUGUAAGUACAGUGAUGCCAAACUUGUUUAACCAUUUGUGGCUUGCUGCAGCUAGUCUUAGUUCGUUCUGGAGAUGUUUGGCUAAGGAGUAGAAUGUUGUUUCUUCUUGCUUCUGUUGUUUAGCCGUGUAAAAAAAAAAACAAAUUACCCUGAAACCAAGAAGCAUGACUCUCUAAAGCUCCCAAUUUAAAUUACUAUAUGUUCUGAUACUUGGUUUGUUAGAUUGUAAAUAUGUUUUUAUAUGACU
Messenger RNA from Brassica napus (rape), 1228 nucleotides. RefSeq lists its product as uncharacterized. Lineage: Eukaryota; Viridiplantae; Streptophyta; Magnoliopsida; Brassicales; Brassicaceae. The coding region runs from base 204 to 950 and encodes 248 amino acids. Gene Ontology annotation, biological process: regulation of DNA-templated transcription. The transcript is spliced from 6 exons. Gene Ontology annotation, molecular function: transcription coregulator activity; protein binding. The record is from RefSeq and is a predicted model, not a curated record. Gene Ontology annotation, cellular component: histone deacetylase complex.